CUUAGCUCCUCAUUCUUUCCAGAACUGACUCCGACGGCAUCUUCUACUUCGUUUAUAACUACAAUCGAACCUCAGAAGCAGAAUGAAGGUCAGAUAGAGGGUGAGGCAGUUUGGGUUAUAGUUGGCCAUAUCGUGGUCAUUUCCGUUUUUGUGUUGAUAGAACACGCACAAAAAGUAUUUGGAUUUGACGCCCUUUUUCGAGAGUACUACUGGAUUUUCUGCAACGCACGACGCAUGGAUGAGAAGGGACACAAAAUGCGGAUAAUUGGACAAAAAUAACGCCCUGAAAUUCGGUUGGGGGCGUACGAAGAGGUAUCCAGCGCCCAAACACAGAUCAAGUACCCAUCCUCCCGUUCCCGCCGCAACUAAUCAGAAAGACAACGCCGUCCAAUUCCUCUGCCAUCAGAUGGAUGUCUUUGACGCGGAUGAUAUCAAUGGUAGGGACGGGGGUGGUGGGUCUUGUGCCGCCUAAUUACAGGUCUCAGCAUGGAGGAUACAUAGUAUGAAUUGUGUAUCUAUUCGCAGAGUCGGUCUGCCGAUACAUACAGACCCAUCUCUUCGUGUUUCCUCAAGUUCUGUUGAUAAAAUUGAUUAUCAGGAUAUAGUUGUCGGUAGUGUGAUAAAAGGUCAUGUGCAUGGGAACACUAAGCAUCUCCCACCGACGAAAAAGGAUGGUCUCAUGCGCUCAGCGAAAGCUACCGUUACGCCGGGAGGAUUAAUUAGGAACCGGUGGUCAAAACGACAAGAGAAGAUGAACUGUCGUUGCCACGUUCCAAAUAUAAGGACGGCAGCCGCUCGUAGUAGCCUCGUACAGUUAUACGGAUGUCGAAGAUGAGAGCGACCUUUUUACUAACUCCGUCGUACGACUCUGAAAAGCUGAACAGGCAUCAAUCAACGACCAGGGCAACGGACAAGGUGUGUGCACUGCAUCGAAAAACAGCUACUAACAUAUCUCCUUGACAGAUAGACAACCUUCGCUUAUCUCUUCAGCUUCCUCGUUCAUGAUGUGGCGGAACGGAAUACUACAUAUCUUAAUAUCUGGCAUAUGGCGGACCACUUCAGCGCUCCGUCUUGAGCCAGCUCUUCCUUUCACCGUCAUUGUAAAUCAGCCCCAGAUAUUCACUUGGAUUCGCACCGACGACGACGACGACGUUCCAGUUGACCUCCAAGCAAUUCCGAUCAAUGGCAGCCCGACUCAAUCUCUUGAAGACAACAACGACGACUUUACUGAUCCCAGGACGGCUGGCGAAACAAAUGACUUGAAUGACGAAGACGGAAAACCAAGGAACGGGUCUGUUACAGUGAAUUUUCCCAGCGCAAUGUCGUUUUCGAUUGUAGCAGUGAAAGGGCCUUUCGGACCGAAACCGUUCCAUACAUUUAAUGGAACGGUGGUAGCGACUGCUAGCCCCGGAACAACCACCAACGCCUCCACCACAACGCAAGUACAAUCCGCCUCAUCUGGGUCCUCAAAUACCGCCCUUUCAACUCUUGGUAGCAGCAGUUCAGUGUCAAGCACGGUAAAUGGCUCAGUGCAGACUGGUACUCCGACAUCUACUGCUGACGCGAACUCGAAUACCAAUCCGACACUGGUGCCCGCACCAACUUUUGCUCCUCCCAUGAACUCCUCAGCGGUUAGCGCUACACCGAAUACCGGUGCUAUUGCGGGAGGCGUAGUGGGUGGCGUGCUUGUCAUGCUGGCGGUCGCCGCCGCUGUCUUUUACAUUUUGAAGCGAAGGAAGAUAAAGCUGAAACAUAAUCUCGAUCCAACCCCCUACUUGGAUACGAUACCAGUUUCGGGUUCUGACGCACCUUACACGGAUAUCAGGGAACGAAAGAUGCAGAUGGUCAGACAAAGGGAAAGCCUUGAACGUGAGUUAGAGGUGUAUGAGCAAGCAUCCCAAGAGUCGAACUCAAGAGCUGGGGACAUUCUCGACGGCCCUAUCAAUGGAGGAUAUCAGGAAGGAGGUAUUGUGCAAGUAUUACGUCGUAUGGAAGUUUUAACACAGAGAAUAGCGACUUUGGAAGCGGGAAUGGCACCGCCUGAUUACAGCUCUCGUACGAGCUAAACACCGUGCCUCUCAUAUAAAAGAAUACGGACUUGUAGCGUUUAUGAUAUGAUAAAUUCCAUCAGCGAAGCCAGUUAAGUAGAUC
This is a messenger RNA of Marasmius oreades (fairy-ring Marasmius), 2151 nucleotides long. RefSeq lists its product as uncharacterized. The transcript has 10 exons. Bases 1002 to 2066 code for a protein of 354 amino acids. The record is from RefSeq and is a predicted model, not a curated record. Lineage: Eukaryota; Fungi; Basidiomycota; Agaricomycetes; Agaricales; Marasmiaceae.